Messenger RNA from Gadus chalcogrammus (walleye pollock), 1538 nucleotides. RefSeq names its product interleukin-8-like. The transcript has 4 exons. Gene Ontology annotation, biological process: antimicrobial humoral immune response mediated by antimicrobial peptide; inflammatory response; cellular response to lipopolysaccharide. Gene Ontology annotation, molecular function: chemokine activity; CXCR chemokine receptor binding. NCBI's taxonomy places the organism in Eukaryota, Metazoa, Chordata, Actinopteri, Gadiformes, Gadidae. Bases 114 to 419 code for a protein of 101 amino acids. The record is from RefSeq and is a predicted model, not a curated record. Gene Ontology annotation, cellular component: extracellular region.
AGCAGUGAAAGUGAUAAGAGCUUUCAAAGCAGAGAGAAGAAAAGUAGCGAAGAACCCGUCAAACAUCAGAAGAUCAGAAAACCUCAGUUGUUAAGUUUGAUUGUUUUCUGAAAAUGAAGAUGACAAGCGGAAAAAUCCCCAUCAGCUCUAUACUGGUUCUCCUGGCCUUGCUGUCCAUCACUGAAGGAAAAAGUCUGCGGGGGUUGGGGAUGGAACUACGCUGCCGCUGCAUCCAGACAGAAAGCCGUCAGAUUCGUCGUCACAUCAGGAAGGUGGAGAUCAUUCCGGCCAAUUCUCACUGUGAAGAAUCUGAGAUCAUUGCCACUCUGAAAAUAUCGGGCCUAGAGGUCUGUCUGGAUCCUGAAGCUCCAUGGGUCAAGAAAGUUAUUGAGAGGAUGAUGUCAAGCAGAAGACUGUAGGCCACGUCAUUGAAUUCUUGGUGUUGGCUUAUUUUUGUCCUUUAUAUUAGAGAAAUUAGGCCUAACUAUUGACUUUUUAUAUUAUAAAUUUGUCUUACAUCCCUAGAACCCAAAUAUAACUUGCAAAGUCCCAUGGUAAAGUUAAUGUUAAGAUUAAUGUUACUGAGUGAAGCCUUUGUGUCAAUGACAAAGACACUGCUGCAUGGGAAAUUGUCAGCCACAUUAAUUCCAUUCUGGUGAGUUUCUCGGCAGGCAGCCAAGACCACCUCUGUUGAGAUAAAUGGUCAAUCAAUUUAGAAUAUUCAAAGAAAUGGAAAAUAAAUGGCAAGAAAAGUUUUUAUUUCUCCAGUAAUCCUUCCUAAAUAACUAAUUGCAUGGGGAGUGAACCCCAGAUGACCGGGUGCAAGUCCGACGCGUCACCUCGAGACUAUCUCCCUGAUUCAAUUUUUAUGGUCAAUAUUCAAUUAAAUAUGUUACUCUUAAUACUAUUCAUGCAUUCUACUACCAACCACUGAAAACCAACAUAAAUAGUAGGCCUAUUCCAAGCAGUCACCGACAAGGGGUGGGUGUUGUGGGGUUUUGCUCUGCGUUCAUGAUCGUCUUUACUGGAUGCACGAAACACGGAAGAGAGGGGCGAGCGGGCUCUGUUUGUUUGGGAUCUCGCUCCAACUACCAACAGAAGUGACGUCACCCGACAUCGCUGAUACAACCUUUAAUGACCACCAUAAACCUUCUGAAUGAUUUACUUUUGGUUGUCCUACCUUUGUUUAUCCCUAUUCAUGUCCUUAUUUGGUUUUCUAAGUAAAUAGCAGAAUGAUUUCAUAGAGACCAACAAGUUUCCAUCUUAAUUCUAAAACCUGCAUCUCUGCACCUAAAUGAAGAAUGAAACAGAUUAAGGGACAACAAUCCUCGCCAAUCAGUGUUAGUGUGUUUGCGUACGCUUUUGAGUAGCAAGUGUAUUCCAAGAGACUAUCAGUUUCCAGGAAAUAUUAUUUCAUUGUAACCUCAGCCCCUAUAGCGAACAGCCUCCCAAUCAAGGUUUGUUUCAUUUGAUAAAUGAUGUCGUCUUUAAAGACUUUAUGAUACUAUUGUUCAUUAUUUUAUGCCUUUCUCUUUCCU